Messenger RNA from Heterostelium album PN500, 1470 nucleotides. Its product is annotated as class I SAM-dependent rRNA methyltransferase. The record is from RefSeq and is a predicted model, not a curated record. Gene Ontology annotation, molecular function: methyltransferase activity. Bases 1 to 1470 code for a protein of 489 amino acids. Lineage: Eukaryota; Evosea; Eumycetozoa; Acytosteliales; Acytosteliaceae. The transcript has 3 exons.
AUGAAUAAUGUAUUAAAAGUAGCAGCAGCUCUAGAACAUCAACUUCAAAAGAAAACAUAUAAUCUUUCGAGUACAUUUCUGAAAGACUUUAAUAGUAGAACAGGAUUUGUACCAUUCAACAAUGCAAAAGAUCUUUCGGGUAUUGCUUUGGUAGAUACCACAAUGGAUCCACCUAUUCGUAUACUUUCAUAUGAACAUCAAGAUUUUGAUCAAUCAUAUUUAAGAAUGAUUUUCAUUAAACAUCAUUAUCAUCAUAUCAUAUUUAUCUUUAGACAUUCAAUAGAUGAUGCCAUUAGAUAUCGUGAAGAGAUGAGUAAACUCGGUAAACUUGAUAUAUCAAAGAAUGCAGCAUAUCGAUUAAUCAAUGAAACAGGUGAUGGAUUACCUGGUUUAAUUGCUGAAGUAUUUGGUGAUUACUUACAAAUUACUACACACUCUGAAUUUUGGUCAAAUCAUAUCAACUUUGUAAGUGAAUAUCUAUUGAAACAAACUGGAAAGAAAGGUGUAUAUUGGAAGACAAAGUUUAAAUCUGGUCAUCCCGUUUGCAAACAUUAUAUGGGCGAUGCAGUUAAGAGAAAAGAUGGAUUUUUUGACUUGGUCGUAGAGGAGAACGGAAUGAAAGUACAGAUUGAUCUCAACGAUAUUGCAUCAACGGGAUUGUUUUUGGAUCAGCGUAGCAAUCGUCAAUAUGUUAAAUCGCUAUUCGACGGCAGAGACAGUGGAUCGAUUCUCAAUACAUUCUCACAUACCUGCUCGUUCUCAUUGAUUCCAGCGUUGCACGGCACCAAGAUCUCUUCGUACAACAUCGACAACUCACGUCAGUACCACAAGAUUGCCAAGAAGAACUUUGAGUUGAAUGAUGUAGAUGUCAAUUUCCACCGGUUCAUCGAGAAGGAUGUAUUCUCAAAGCUGUUGGAAAUGAAGAAUAAAUCACUGGGUUUCGAUGUGAUCAUUCUCGAUCCACCCACAAUGGCAAGAGGUUAUAAGUUUGGUGUAUUCACCACAAAGAAUCGUUAUAGAGAGUUGUUGGAUAUGGCACUCCCACUGUUGAACGAAGGUGGUUACGUAGUCAGCUUUGUAAAUACCAGACAGGUCCGAGAGGAACAAUGGUUGCGACAACUCGGUGUAGAAGAUUAUAUGGCUGAAGAAGGUGAUAACAAUAACAACAGCAACAACAAAAAAAAAGAAAUACCAACUAAAAAGACAGAGGAACAACUUGAAUUUGAAAAGUUAAAUAUAGAGACAGCAAAGUUUUCCGAUCAGACCAGAAUCGCUAAACACACUUCAUCGGUACUUCCAUUUGUUAAAUUAAAAGGAUUUAAGAAUCUACAAUCACUCGAACAAGAUGUAGAUUUCCGUUGGAGAGUAGGUGAUGAACGUGUUGGAAAGCAUCUAAAGGGUGUUGUACUAAAACAUAAAGUAGACUACCAUCAAUCGAAAUAUAAAACAUCACCAUUUCAAUCGAAUUAA